Molecule: messenger RNA, 603 nt
Organism: Helobdella robusta
Lineage: Eukaryota; Metazoa; Annelida; Clitellata; Rhynchobdellida; Glossiphoniidae
Exons: 4
Coding region: 1-603 (200 amino acids)
Source: RefSeq, a predicted model, not a curated record
AUGCACCUUCAAUUUUUUGCAGAUUUAACAGCUCUAAAAGAUCUCGCUCUUGGAUCUUCAGACGAGAGUAGAAUUAACUCACUGAAGAGUGACCAGAGAAACCUAAUGAGGAACGUUCUAAUAAAUAAAGUACAAGGCCUAUUAGGAUGGGUCUACUAUACGAGAUCACUGACAGACGAGGAGAACAAGCAGACGGUCCUCGACGCACUGGGAUACUACGAGACACAGAAGCCAAACAAACCUCCUUUCAAACCAUCACCGCCUACCGUACCGCUAAGUCAAGAUGACGUUGAAGGGUUCGACCAGUUUGAGAAGGGUCAGUACCUCACAUUUUACCCAUCAUGCUUCGGAAAUGGCUGCUUCUUUGCUGUGCUCCUAAGAGAGGUAUCGCUCUUAACCUCCUUCAUUGAAUUGAAAUUGUAUCUAAACCAUUUUAACCCAAAAGAUUGCAAAACGCAACAUGCAUUCAUACCUAAACCGCGCUGUAAGAUCACAAACAAGAUGGCCAACCGUCAAGAGCUGAGUACACUUCCGCCGGAAACAAAUGACGUCAUUGUUUACAAUGGCAACAUUAAUGCCGUCAUUCAAGCUCAAAAUAUCUGA